This is a messenger RNA of Symbiodinium necroappetens, 1569 nucleotides long. The record is from the annotation of a GenBank genome assembly. NCBI's taxonomy places the organism in Eukaryota, Dinophyceae, Suessiales, Symbiodiniaceae.
AUGGCCUGUUCCCCGACGACAGCUCAAGUCGGAGGCCUGGGUAUUGUAUGUUAUCAGAGACCCGUUGUCGGGGCUCGCACCAAGCGGGGCGAGGUAGAGAGCAAUUGCCACUUCGAGUAUGCCCUCUCGGACUCUAGGAACUGUGGCAUAACUCUGCACUACUUCGCAAGUGGCUUUGUCACUGGGGCUGCAAAUGCUAUCUUCUUCGACGUGCUUGCGGGCUACCUGAAUGUUUCUGCUGCAGUGAUGCAGGGUGGGCUAAACUUAGCCCAGCUACCGACCGUCUUCUCCAUCGUGCUGGGAGUCCUGAGCGACUCCCGGCCAAUUUGCGGUUGGCGGCGUCGUCCUUACAUGGUUGGAGGUUGGCUCUUGGCUGCCGCUUGCACUUUCUGCCUGAUGGGCUUGGGCCUCCCCGCCCCCUACUAUUGCUUCAGCUCUGAGGAAGACCGGUACCUUUUCGAGCAAGCCCCUUGCAAUCCCCAUGCGGUCGACUUCUACGUGCCCCUUAUGGCUUGCGUCUGCGUUGCGCAGCUGGGCAUCACUGCUGCCGGUGCAGCGGCCAAUGGGCUCAUGGUGGAGUAUGCCAAAGAAGAGGCGGAGGAUCGUCGUGGUCGCGCGCAAACUUUGCUUCAAAUGGUGAGUACUGCCGGAUACUUCGUCUCGGUCACAAUAGUAGCCUUCGGCUUCAACGGGCGUAUGUUUACCGGCAGCUUCAAUCAACGGCACCAGCUAAGCUACCAGGAAGCCAUGGGCAUCGUUGCUGCGAUGUGCACCGUAACUGGGGCUAUGUGCGCUAUCAAGGUGCACGAGCGACCCGGAGGGAGUGCGUCACUUCGCGAAUACUCUCGAUCGUCAUGGCAUCUAUUGGAAAGCAAGGCCUUCUGUGCUGUGGCCCUCUUCUUCUUCGCCAGCUCAAGCAUCUUCAAUAUCAGCACGACUGCGAGAGUGUGGGUGGGGCUAGAAUGGGCAAAGACCGAAAACAUGCAGAGGCAGCUUUCUGGCAUGCUGGGCGCCUGCCUUUUCCUUCUGGGAAGCUUUGUAAUUCAAAGGUGGCUUCUGGGAGCCAGCUGGCGAAAGAUCAUCUUCGUGACGGGCGUCUCAACGACGCUUUUGGAUGCCAUUCCACAGUUCUGCACGAUCUUCGAUGUCCUCCGGAACCAGUAUUUCUACCUUGGUGAGCCAGUCACGAUUAGCGUGCCCCAAGCAAUGUCAGCGCUCGUCACCACGUUCCUGAUCAACGAGCUUGCAGACGACAGUAACUGUGCGCUGGUGGCUGGCCUCAUGGACACCAUUGCAGCAGUGGCACAACGGCUCUCCGUUGUUCUGUCGAACCAAGUCUUCUCCCUGUUUACCCCAAGCCUCUCGGACCGGAUGAACUACAUAAAGGACACGCAGGACUUUCGCUGGACGGCGCGAGAACGCAAGCAGACAUGGUCGAAACGGCCAGUCUUCGCUAUGCUGGCCACGUUCAUACUGGGAGUUACCCUGCUCUACACGCUGAUUGGGGACUUUCUGGUGCUGGAUCCUUCCCUAACUUGCCUGCACUUUCUUGGUGGAGAAGGCUGCUAA